AAACUUCUUCCAACCCUCUCGUUUCUCACUCCACCAUCGCUAUCGCUCUCUUUAUCGCUUGAUAAGAAUUAAUUAAUUUUAAUUCUCUCCUUUUUCUAUCGACAAUUAUUCACCGGAUCUUACCCACUCGACUCCAUACACGAAUUGAUCGUUAGCCGGAUAGCUUCAGAAUUCUACCCUUGCUUCGGUCGGCUUUUGGCGUACCCGCGCGCGUCUUUCCUCCCUUGGUACCCCCUUGGACUCGCGACCGCCCAAGUUCAUCGCUCACAACGUCCACGUCUUACGGACACUCUUGGUUACGGCCUUUGUCUUCAAUCAUUGCUGUUCAAUCCAUUGUGUGCAUAACCUGAGUUCGGACUGAACCGUGGUGAACACCUCCCACAAUGGCGUCGACACCUCCGCCGCCGUCAACUCUGCGUGUGCCGCCCACUCCACGACAUGGACCCGGAUAUGACCAAUAUGAACCGUACACUACGCGACAUUCCGCCAGAUUAGCUAGCCAACGGGCAUCAAAGGAGAGACACACCACUCCCCCACCGAGUUUUCCGAUAUCGCAAAGUUCCAAAAGCACAAAGAAGCAACAUAAGGAACUGGGAGCAUUGUCACCACCUGAAUCGGCUCACAGGUCCCCCCGCAAGAAGACAUCCGAUCGGAUCGGCAGUUUCCUUGCCUCACGUUCGCUAGAUGGCGUCUCUGAACUAGACGACUCAGAUCCUUUCGACACCGCUGAGCCUUCCAGCUCAACUCGUCCAUUACACGCCUUCCGGACCACCAUGUCACAGGGAAUGCUACCAACACCUGCCAAAACACCCAAGAAGAAAGCAGUUGGUGAUAUUGGAAACACAGCGCGGGCUCUCUUUCCUCCGCCCUCUGGACGCCCCAAGAAGAGCAAGAAAUACACCGGCUUUUCUCUGGAUAGCUUCGACGAUAAUGCUCAUGGCGGAUCCGAUAUCCAGAUUUACACCGACUCUCGUGACCGAAUCCCAGAGCCGGACGAAAGCGAGGACAAUCCAUUCUGCAAAAGGCCCACUGCACCUACACGUUUUUCGAGACGCAGGGCAGAGCAAAUUAAGCGCGAUAAGGAAGUUGACGAAUCAGUCAAACGUGACGAUGGUAUGACUUAUGUAUUCCGUGGCAAGAAAAUUUUCCGCAAGUUUGUCGACCCAGUUGACAGUGAUGGGGAUGAUGGCGAUGACGACUUGGGCUUGCUCGCAGCUCGCCCAGAUCUUUUGGACGAAGACAUUACUGCCAACGUUCGACCGCUCACUCGCUCGUCCAUUAAGCCUCGUGUGCUCUUCCCCACAGCAAAUGACCGCGCGCUUCCGUCAAAUCAUGGUGGUGAUGUCGAUGAAGAAGCAGCCACUGACAUUGAAGACCACAUGCUCGUUCCUGACGUAGUAGAAACUGUGGAUCGCCCUGUCGACGUUGAGAUGAAGCAGCGACCAGUCACUCCCCCACCGAAUACUGUUGAAACUCCUCCCUCGCCAGGUGCGACAAUACGCUCAUUGCGUCCUCGAACCAAGCGUGAUGAGCCGGAGCACAGAACACCUACGGUCCCAGAGGCCAAAAAGAAACGCGUCAGUCCCUUUGAUGGUUGGCUGAGGAGGAAACCGACUCCUGUGCCCGCAGGGUCUAAAGCCAAGAAGAGGGACGCUGCUGAAACGGCUGGCAGCCCUGGUGGCCCGGCUACCAAGAAAACCAGAGGAAGCCGAGCUGCUGUCACACCGUCGUGACUUGCAUAAUCUCAGAUGCUGUUGGUAUGCGAUGUAAUCCGCCUUUUUACACUCUUUGAAUUUUUAC
Messenger RNA from Aspergillus pseudotamarii, 1800 nucleotides. RefSeq lists its product as uncharacterized. The record is from RefSeq and is a predicted model, not a curated record. The transcript has 2 exons. Lineage: Eukaryota; Fungi; Ascomycota; Eurotiomycetes; Eurotiales; Aspergillaceae. The coding region runs from base 384 to 1733 and encodes 449 amino acids.